Molecule: messenger RNA, 1743 nt
Organism: Tachyglossus aculeatus (Australian echidna)
Lineage: Eukaryota; Metazoa; Chordata; Mammalia; Monotremata; Tachyglossidae
Gene: KBTBD13
Product: kelch repeat and BTB domain containing 13
Exons: 4
Coding region: 55-1743 (562 amino acids)
Molecular function (GO): protein binding
Source: RefSeq, a predicted model, not a curated record
GGGGGCUCCUCGUCCCCCCGUUUUUCCCAGCGUCGGCGGCGAGGCCCGGGCGGGAUGCAGAGCGGCCCUCCCGGCCGGCUGUGCAUCCAGGUGGAGGACAGCCUGUUUGCCGUGGACAAGGCCCUCAUGGUGGAGAACAGCGAAUUCUUCCGGGCCCUGUUCCGGUCGGGGAUGCGGGAGAGCAGCCAGGAGCGGAUCAGCCUGCGGGGCGUGAGCGCGGCCGGCUUCCUCCUCACGCUGCGGGUCCUGCGCGGGGAACGGCCCGUCCUGGGCGGGGACGAGGUCCCCGCGGCGGCCGAGUGCGCGGCCUUCCUUCAGGUGGAGCGGCUGGCCCGCUUCCUCGUCCACUCCCUGGCCCCGGACAACUGCGUGGCCCUCUACGAGGCGGCCGCGCUCUUCGGCCUGGCGGAGCUGAGCCGCAGCGCGGCCCUGUACAUCCGCGACCGCUGGGCCGGCCGCGGGGACGGGCCGGAAGGCCUCUCGCCCGCCGGCCGGGCCCACGUGCGUUCCCUGCCGCCCAGCAGCUUCGUGGCCGUGGGCGCCCACACGCCCGCCUCCGGCCUCCUGGACGACCCGACGCGGACCCUGUGCUACCUGGAUGAGGGGGCCGACGCGUGGAAGACCCUGACCCGCUUGCCGCCGGGGGCCAGCACCCUCCUGGCCGGCGUGGCCACCCUGGACAACAAGGUCUACGUGGUCGGGGGCGUCCGCGGGGCCGACAAGGUGGUGGUGGAGGCCGGCUUCUGCUACGACGCGGACGCGGACGUCUGGCGGGAGUUCCCCGGCCCCCGGAGGCCCCGCUACGACCCGGCGCUGGCCGGCCAGGACGGAGCCCUCUACGCCAUCGGCGGCGAGUUCGAGAGGACCCCGCUGGGGUCGGUGGAGCGCUACGACCCGGGGUCGGGACGCUGGACCCGGGCGGCCGACCUGCCCCAGCCCGCGGCCGGGGCCCCCUGCGCCCAGGCUCUGGGCCGCCUCUUCGUCUGCCUGUGGAAACCGGCCGAGGCCACCGUGGUGUACGAGUACGAGGCCCGCGCGGACCGGUGGCGGCCCGUGGCGGCCCUCAAGAGGCCGCAGAGCUACGGCCACUGCAUGGUGGCCCACGGGGACGCCCUCUACGUCGUGCGCAACGGGCCUUUCGACGACUUCCUGCGCUGCUCCAUCGAUCGCCUCAGCCUCCGCACCCUGCAGUGGACCGCCCUGCCCGGCCAGUUCAUGAACAGCAAAGGGGCGCUCUUCACGGCCGUGGUCCGGGCCGACGUCGUCUACACCGUCAACAGGAUGCUCACCCUCCUCUACUCCAUCGACGGCGGCGCCUGGACGCUCCGGGAGCAGAAGGCCGGCUUCCCCCGGCCCGGCUCUCUGCGGGCCUUCCUCCUCCGCCUGCCCCGGGGGCAGGGGACCGAUCCCCGGGGGUCCCCAGAUGGGGAGGAGGGACCCCUCCUGCCCGACGUUUCCAUUUUCAACCGAGAGACACCAGAUGACAUCAUGUUGGCACCGAGAAGUGACGUGGGUGACGGGCUAUGUAACAAUAAUGUGUGUAACAGUGGGGGGCUGCCUGAGUAUGACAGUGAUGCGUGUGACAGCGGGGUGGGUAUCACAGAGGAGGGGCGGGUAACAAUGCUGAGGCCCGCCUCAGGCAGCGAGGUUCACUGGCCAUCCGGGCCGCCCGUGGCUCGGGCUAAGGACGGACCCCGCCAAGGCUUCCUCAUGAGGUCGGAGCUGCCAGAGGCCUCUGUGUGA